AAAAUGAGUUUCGGGGCGAGCUGGUGAACCAGCGGUGGACACGAGGCGAGAGGACGAGCAGCCGCUGUCAGGCCUCCCAGAGACUGCAGAGCCGCCGACCAAUCAUGAUGAGCGUGGAGGGUGACGACAAACGAACUCGCACUCGCUCAAAGGGAAUCAGAGCUGCUAUUGAGCUCGUAGGACAAGAGCUGAGCUGCCCCACCCCUGGAUGCAAUGGCUCCGGCCAUAUCAGUGGGAGAUACUCACGACACCGCAGCAUCCUGGCCUGCCCCGUCGCGAGGAAGCGCCGGCUGGAGGAAGCAGAGCAGGAACAGGAAACGGAGAGGCCCGCCUCCAAGAGGAAGUCCCACCCCCUGAAACUGGCUCUGGACGAGGGAUUCAGCGCCGAGAGCGACGCCAGCAGCGAGGCCGAGUCCGAGAAGGAUGGAGGGAAGGAGGAGGAGGCAGGAGAGGAGGAAGAGAAGGACACAGGCGAGGAGGAGACGGGAGGGCGCCUCCUGCAGGACGAUCAGAUGAACGGACAAGAGAAGGAGACGCCACAGGAAGAGGAGGAGACACAACUGGCAGGUGAUGAAGAGGACGAGUGUGUGAUCAUCAAGUCUGAGCUCGGUGCAGCAGCGGCCGAGGAGCAGCGUCCUCCCUCUCAGAGCGCCGAGGAGGUGGCCGACUCCCUUCUCCACCUGGGUCGGGUCUCCAGCGGUGAUGUUGAGCGUGCGGCCGUUCAGCAGCCUGUUGCCAUGGAGACCGAAGAUGUCGGCGUGGCAGCUGAACGGGGUGAGGGAGUAAAGGACCAGCAGGAGGGGGACAUGAGUGAGGGUAGAGAGGAGGAGGAGGAGGCACCAAGAGGUCACGUGCUGGAGGAGGAAGAGGUGCAUGUUGACAUGAGGAACCACGUGAGUGAAGGAAUCCACCUGGACCAGAUCAAAGGUGAGGAGGAGGAAGAAGAGGAGGAGGAGAUGGUCGUGUCGGUGCAGCAGACACAGAAAACUCCUGCAGGAGACGAGGAGGAGCACAGGAGCCGUUUCCUCUCCAUACCUGAUGUGCCAUCUGCGGUCCGAACCAUCACCAGCACAGCAGCCGCUCAGGGAACACACUUCAACAUCCAGGACCACAGUCCUCUGGAGGACUACAUCAGAACCGGUCCGCUCAAUCUGAGCCCAGUCCAGAACCACAAGAGCAGCUACAGUUCCCACAGGACCAGUCCUCUGGAGGACUACGUACAUGUCCCCAGAGGAGACGACUAUAAAAUCCACAAGGCCUCCUCCUCGGCCUCUCCGGACAUCAUCGAGGUGCAGUCGGAGGAGAAGGACUUCGACGACUUGGACGAAGACGACGAGCGGGACGACGAGGACAGCCUGUCGCAGCGCUCCGGCGUCACCGAUGAGUCGGAGAUGUUUGACAUGACCCGAGGGAACCUGGGCCUCCUGGAGCAGGCCAUCGCCCUGAAGGCCGAGCAGGUGAAGCUGGCUGGACCCAGAGAGCUGCUCCGCGCCCCGGAUAUCCACCACCAGAGAUACUUCACCAUCGAGGACCGGCCCAAACACCUGGAUGUCCUCCGGAAAACCUACUUCAGCAAAGAGAGGCCAGAGAAGAGAGAGAACAAGUGUCCCACGCCGGGCUGCGACGGGACGGGUCACGUGACGGGUCUUUACCCCCACCACCGCAGCCUGUCGGGCUGUCCGCACAAGGACAGGAUCCCCCCUGAGAUUCUGGCCAUGCACGAAAAUGUGCUGAAGUGUCCGACUCCCGGCUGCACCGGUCAGGGCCACGUGAACAGCAACCGCAACACUCACCGCAGUCUGUCCGGCUGCCCGAUCGCUGCAGCAGAGAAGCUGUCCAAGAGCCACGACAAGCAGCAUGUGCCUCAGCCGGGCGGCGAACUUCUCAAAGGAAGUCCCAACGACAGAGUCCUCAGGCCCAUGUGCUUCGUGAAGCAGCUCGAGGUGCCUCAGUACGGCAGCUACAGGCCCAACAUGGCCCCCUCGACGCCUCGCGCCAACCUGGCCAAGGAGCUGGAGAAGUACUCCAAGGUCUCCUUCGAUUAUGCAAGCUUCGAUGCUCAAGUGUUCGGGAAGCGCAUGCUUGCUCCAAAGAUGACCACCAGCGAAACUUCACCCAAAGCCUUCAAACCUAAGCCCUCGUUCCCCAAGUCACCGUCGCCCAGCCUCACUCUGCACGCGUACGGAAAGAGUUCCACCUUGGCCUACGACUACUCCCACGACGCCGAAGCUGCUCACAUGGCCGCCACCGCCAUCCUUAACCUGUCCACACGCUGCUGGGAGAAACCCGAGAACCUUAGCACCAAACCACAAAACAAGGAAAUGGACAUUGAGGUCGAUGAGAAUGGAACCCUGGACCUAAGCAUGAAGAAGCCCAUCAAACGAGAGGGCAGUCUGUCAGGCACCAGCCCGGGGGUUCGAUCCCCAGAUCCUUCGUCUUCCUCCUCCUCGUCAUCCUCCCUCCAUCACAGCGGAAACAGUGGAGUGACGUCGCCAAACCUGCAGACAUACAAGCAGGAGGACUGGGAAGGACCUCUGGAUUUCACCAAACCCAACCGCCAAAGGGAAGAGGAAACGGACGAGAUGGAGCACACUGCCCAGUCAUACGUCUCAUCGGACCCAGAAGACUGUGACCUGAUGCAGGACUGCCUGGAGGACAGGAAGUACCCUGGAGAGGUGACGACCCCCACCUUCAAAGUCAAGUUUCAGCCCAAGGAUAGCAAAAAAGAGCUGCUCUCGUGUCCCACACCUGGCUGCGACGGCAGCGGACACAUCACCGGAAACUACGCGUCCCACCGCAGUCUGUCUGGGUGUCCUCUCGCUGAUAAGAGCCUCCGGUCCCUCAUGGCGGCCCACACCCCUGAACUCAAGUGUCCCACUCCAGGAUGCGACGGCUCGGGGCACAUCACAGGAAACUACGCCUCCCACAGGAGUCUCUCUGGGUGCCCGCGUGCCAAGAAAAGUGGAAUUAAAACUCCUACCAAGGACAACCAGGAGGACUCGGAGCUUUUAAAAUGCCCCGUGCCGGGCUGCGACAGUCUGGGCCACAUCAGUGGGAAGUACGCCACGCACCGCAGCGCCUACGGGUGUCCGCUGGCGGCCCGCAGACAGAAGGAGGGCCUCCUGAACGGGACGCCCUUCAACUGGAAGGCCUUCAAGACCGAGGGGCCCACCUGCCCCACCCCCGGGUGUGACGGCUCCGGGCACGCCAACGGGAGUUUUCUCACACACCGCAGCCUCUCAGGUUGUCCCAGAGCCUUGUUCGCCAAGAAGAAGGCCAAGUUCCCUGCAGAGGACUACCUGAGCACCAAGUUCAGAGCCACCGACGUUUUGGACAACGACGACGACAUCAAGCAGCUCAACAAAGAGAUAAACGAUCUGAACGAAUCCAACAACGAAAUGGAGGCGGAUAUGGUCAACCUGCAGACUCAGAUCUCCUCCAUGGAGAAGAACCUGAAGAGCAUCGAGCACGAGAACAAGAUGAUCGAGGAGCAGAACGAGGCGCUCUUCGUGGAACUGUCGGGUCUGAGCCGGGCCCUGAUCCGCAGCCUCGCCAACAUCCGCCUGCCCCACCUGCACGAGCCGAUCACGGAGCAGAACUUCGACCGCUACGUGAGCACGCUGACCGACAUGUACACCAACAAGGACUGCUUCCAGAGCCCGGAGAACAAGGCCCUGCUGGAGAGCAUCAACAAGGCCGUGAAGGGCAUCAAAGUGUGAGGCUCCACGGUGGAGGAGACGCUGAGGAACUCCACGAUUCAAAAAACACACAAAAAGGGAAUUCAGGUUAUUAAAAAAACGACAACUUUAAAAAGAAUCAACCCAGGGAGCGCUCUGUCCAAGAAAAGUGACCAAAACUCACGCCGCGCUGCCGCAGGACCUCGUCGGAGGAACCCCUCAGGCAGGACGGGCCAAGAGGAGAAUCAUGUUCCAAACGUUUACCGGAUGGUUUGUAUUUUUGUUACUUUUGGCUGGAGUGACGCUGAAGCCGGACGGGAGGACUCUGGUGGCGGUUUGUAGCACUCGCCGCGGCGCUCGCUCAAAGUCCAACACAUCAUGUCCGAUCCCUCCGCCACCCCCCCCCCCCCCACCC
This is a messenger RNA of Nematolebias whitei (Rio pearlfish), 4092 nucleotides long. RefSeq names its product myelin transcription factor 1. Gene Ontology annotation, biological process: regulation of transcription by RNA polymerase II. Gene Ontology annotation, cellular component: nucleus. Gene Ontology annotation, molecular function: RNA polymerase II cis-regulatory region sequence-specific DNA binding; DNA-binding transcription factor activity, RNA polymerase II-specific; zinc ion binding. The record is from RefSeq and is a predicted model, not a curated record. NCBI's taxonomy places the organism in Eukaryota, Metazoa, Chordata, Actinopteri, Cyprinodontiformes, Rivulidae.